AUGUCACAAACUGGGGAAAGAGAAAUGGGAUUAUAUGAAGACGAUAGCAAAGAAAAUAAUGAAUGGAUUGAUAGACAUUGGUUCUAUAUAAGUAAUCAUAGCAAUUGCUCAACUCUUCCUGACGGAUUGCAACAUAUUUUUGCUAGACAUGAAAAAGAUUGGGGAUUUACCGAAAAUGACAAUUGGAAUAAUCAAAAUGGGGAGAAACUUCAGAGAACCCUUCGAGAGUUUAUUCACAGAAAGUGUGUUAUAAUUUACCGGGGAGAAGAUAAGGAUUAUGAGUUAUGGUCUGGAUGGAAACUAAGUAAUGAUCAAUACAGAUGUGUAACACAACCACCAUUCAGGUUAAAUGCAGCUGUACUUAUAGAUGAUGAGAACAUUUAUAGUGAUGAAGUAUAUAACCAAAUUGGUGACUUUUUUGGACUGGAUGAAAUAAAACCAGAAGAUAAUUACGAACUUGAUUACGAAAAAAUAAAGGAAAAGGCAAAAACUACUCUGAGGAUACUUGAAAAAUCAACAAUUUGA
Messenger RNA from Diversispora eburnea, 525 nucleotides. The record is from the annotation of a GenBank genome assembly. NCBI's taxonomy places the organism in Eukaryota, Fungi, Glomeromycota, Glomeromycetes, Diversisporales, Diversisporaceae.